Messenger RNA from Nematostella vectensis (starlet sea anemone), 2743 nucleotides. RefSeq names its product U6 snRNA-associated Sm-like protein LSm5. The transcript is spliced from 5 exons. NCBI's taxonomy places the organism in Eukaryota, Metazoa, Cnidaria, Anthozoa, Actiniaria, Edwardsiidae. Gene Ontology annotation, biological process: mRNA splicing, via spliceosome. The record is from RefSeq and is a predicted model, not a curated record. Gene Ontology annotation, molecular function: RNA binding. The coding region runs from base 749 to 1036 and encodes 95 amino acids. Gene Ontology annotation, cellular component: U6 snRNP; U4/U6 x U5 tri-snRNP complex; Lsm1-7-Pat1 complex.
GUGGAAGACUGCCUUACCUUGUCAGUAACAUCCAAACUUUCAAAACUGCUUUGCAGUCCCGUAACCUACUGCUUUCCUGCUGUUUUCCGAGCUUUUAUUUGGCUGUACAGUAGCUCCCAUCACACAUACACAUCCAAGAUCAUUUAUCCCUUUGACUGUUGCAAGCUGAGUAUCUUGAUCUUGUUGUGUUUAUUAAUGCAUUUAUGAAUUUUUGGGGGCUGCUGGGUACUUUUCACGGCCGGUUGAGGGGCCAAUGUGUUAAAUGAGUUAAUUUCCAUGACAAUAACAAUUUUUGAUGGGAGGGUAGGGCUGCUCAAUUUUGCAAUCCCCUUUUUUUGUGUGCCUCCUAGGCUCCCUGUUUAUGCUAGGCCAGGGUCCGAUCAAGAUGAAAAUGGCUACUGUCAUAUCAUGAAAACACUUUUUUGAUUUCAGGUGAUUCGAAUAAAACUGUGAGUAUUUGCAGUGCAGUAGCAGGCCUUGAAAUAUUGGAGGAGGGGGGCUUGAAAUAUUGGGGGGGAGGUGGGGUGCCCUUACCUUCAGGCCACAGCCCAAACUUCUUAUGCAAUUAGUUUUCUUUGUUAUUGUUUAGCAAAUGAACGAGUUGUGACAUCUCCACAAGAUAAAAUAAAGCGAUAAAACCAUAUCAUUUUUUUUAUUCAUCUCUCUGUGAACCGCUCCUUCACUUGACUUGGGCUUCCUGUUGUGUGGAUAUGCCGCUGAAUCGAGAAAUCGAAUAUUCAAUUCAAAGAUGGCGGCUGACUCGCAACUUCUACCUCUAGAACUUGUUGACAAGUGUAUAGGCUCAAGAAUACACAUUGUGAUGAAAAGCGACAAGGAGAUCGUAGGAACCCUUCUUGGGUUCGAUGACUUUGUCAAUAUGGUGCUAGAGGAUGUCACAGAGUAUGAAAAUACACCAGAAGGAAGAAGGAUUACCAAACUGGAUCAGAUUCUUCUAAAUGGAAACAACAUUACAAUGCUAAUCCCUGGCGGAGAGUAUCCUUUGUUAUUUUACUUUUUCCAAGGAGAGCCUUGGUAGAUUUAAUAUAUCAAUUAACUUUCUUUUCUAAAACAUGAGGCAUGAACAAGAAUAUGAUUCCUAAUUAAAAAACAAAAACAUACACACACAAAAAAAACAAACAGGAAUCUCAUUGAAAAGGUCUCCUAGCAAAUAGAUCUUUUUUGUUAUUUAUCCAAAUACGAAUGACAAUAACAACAAUGAUGGCAUUUUUAAUAGACACUCUCAUUAGCAGGCAAAGCUACUUAGAACAAACAGGGAUGGAUCCAGGCCUAAAGUUGACUGAUUCCAAAUGGUCACCGACCAAUCAAGGGGGGAAAAGAAAUUACGUGUUUGGAACAUACAAUCUGCUGAAUUUUUAGGAACGCAUUUGGCAUUUUAGGGAUUUAUAUAGUCAGAUAAUAAAUUCAAGGUUAAGUUUCACAGGUGACUUAUGGUCAUUUAAAACUGAGUGACUUCAUUUAUCAAUUAGUCAGAUAAUAAAUACACUAUUCCUACCUAAUUCAACCAAAUUUGUGUUCUUGAAAGUGUGGCGAGGCAAGUACCAGUUAUUCUUUUCGAAUACCCCUUGGCAAUACCGAAAUGGUGUGAUUGUAAUAUAUAAAAAACAACCUCACCUUGCAUUAUAAUGUAGCUUGUGCCACACAGACAGCAACUCUUAUCAAUAAUUGACUCCAUGACCUCUCAAUUCUAAGCAAUUUUACAGUGCAUUAUCCCAUCUAGUUGCUGAUCUAUUCUCACCUCUCCUCUUUGCAAGUUUCUUCUAGAUUCAUCCAUUAGAGGCAACGAAAAUUCGUGUACUGGUCAAUUUUGCUGGUGUGGUAUCUUACGCUAAUGUCAAAAGUACAAGAGGUGAUUUUAACAGCCUAUUUACCUUACUGAAAUAACAGCCGAAAAUCUUCCCAAAUAAAACACAGGGCAAACAGAAAUGCCAUUUAUAUACUAAGAAUACACUGUCCGGGGGUUUUGCUAAAAACAUUAUGUAUUUCACUUGCCACCACUUUCCAAUGCAAUUUUUAAUCAUAGAGAAUUCGGAAGAGCUAUCGUCCGGUUGCCACACUUUCAUCAUUAAUUCCAACUUCUCGGGAUCUGAAUUCGAUCAAAUUCUACACCAUAAUCAAAAGGAUAACACUCCCAUCAAAAGGAUAACACUCUCCUCCGCGAGAAACGUCUGCAUUUUGUGAAGCCAUGCUUCGCUUUUCAAGAUUUCGGUUCGAGAGAUGUGUACAAGAGAUCACACGCUAAAUCAAGCAAAGACCUAUUUUCUCAGGGGUAGUAUCGGUAUUUUAUUGCCGACUGAUUCCAAAGUGAUUCACACAUUAUUAUAGAAGAGCUUGAGUGGUUCCAGAACACGCGCAUAAUUUUUAUACACGCACAAAAUUUCUAAAUGGGUCCCCUGCCCCUAACUAGAUUUAUCACUCAUAUCAGGGGCAAUAUUUCCCGUGGAGGGACCGGAAUAAUGCUGUCCAAGCGCUGAAGGAAAUAACAGCGAAACAACCCAGGAAGCAGGUCUAAUAGUGUUCCAAUAACAGACAACAGAUGGAUGUUUAUUUUUAUUGAACGUUCUAAAAUUCAAAUCUACACAAAAAAAAGCAUUUGGAAUUUUGACUGAUUCACUGGAAUCAUUUGAAUCAGUCUGGAUCCACCCCUGACAAAACAUUACAUUGUUAUAUGCUGUUUGUAUCCUUAACUAAGUUUAGGGGUCCUGAAAUAUGAUGGUUGCAAGGA